Vollenhovia emeryi is the source of this 1753-nucleotide messenger RNA. Its product is annotated as ATP-dependent DNA helicase PIF1-like. The transcript has a single exon. Gene Ontology annotation, biological process: DNA repair; telomere maintenance. The record is from RefSeq and is a predicted model, not a curated record. Gene Ontology annotation, molecular function: DNA helicase activity. NCBI's taxonomy places the organism in Eukaryota, Metazoa, Arthropoda, Insecta, Hymenoptera, Formicidae. The annotation marks the transcript as partial.
GAUGAUCCUGAUAAUCCGAUAGGUGUUCAAAAUAUUGAAGCUGGUGAAGCGAUGCAAGAUUUUAAAGAUCUCGGUGACAAAUUAGUUCAGGAAAUCGACGUAUCUGAAAUGAUUUCAAAACUGAAUGCAGAUCAAAGAAGAGUGUUUGAUAGAGUUAUCGAUACUGUAUUAUCGGAGAAUAAAUCGUUGUUGCGAUUGUAUGUUAGUGGAGAAGGAGGUACUGGCAAAAGUUUCUUCAUAAGAACAAUUAAAUGCUGGAUUAAACAAAACCUCAACAAGGAUACUGCCGUAGCAGCCCCUACUGGUAUAGCAGCGUUUAAUGUAGACGGUUUAACAGUUCACAGAUUGCUUCAAUUACCUGUUGAACAUGGUCAGACUCCUAAAUAUAAACAAUUGUCCGAUCAUGUGUUGAAAGUUUUACGAGCAGAUCUCAAAGAUGUCAUUCUUUUUAUAAUUGACGAAGUGUCAAUGAUAUCUAAUUUGUCAUUUAUGUAUAUACAUCUACGAUUAUCUCAAAUAUUUGAUACUAUUGAUUGCGAUGACGGUUGGUUUGGCCGAAAGCAUAUUCUUUUAUUUGGAGAUUUGCUUCAGUUACCUCCUGUACACGAAGAUCCUGCUUUUGUACCUUUAUCGGAUGAAAAAAUUUCUAAAUACCUCGGUUCGUUAUGUGCUCCUAAUAUAUGGGCUACGUUAUUUAAUUAUGAUGAAUUGACAAUCAACAUGCGCCAGCAAGGAGAUGGAUCUUAUCGUGAAUUACUAUCGAGAAUUCGCGUUGGUUUGGUAAUUAAGUCUGAUUAUGAUAUUCUCGAAAGUAGAAAAAUAUCUUUUAAAGGUGUAACUUUUGAAACGAGAUUACAAGAAUUAUGUAAUUAUAUUGAUAAUUUUCCGUCUGACGCAGUUUGUUUAUUGCCUACUUGUCAUAUGUGUGACGUUCUUAACGCUGCAAUGCUAAAUCGUAUUGCUUCGAAAGAAAUAUUAUUAACUGCUGAAGAUGCGAUUCAAUGUACUAAAUAUAUUAAAAAGAAGGUUGAAAAGCUAUUGUUAGAUACUGAUGAUGACAAUUCUAGAACAGCUGGACUUUCGAAACUAAUUACUAUUAAAAUUGGAGCGAAAAUUAUGAUAAGACGCAAUAUCGAUGCCAGUUUGGGUCUUGUAAACGGUACGAUCGCUAAAGUUACUUCAGUUGUACAGGAUAUCUCUAGUAAGUAUAUAGAAAAGAUCAAGGUUCUUGUACCAUCCGGUUCCGAAUAUUUAAUUGAAAGAGUAAACGUCAAGUUUAAAGUAAUGGAUAGAGCAUAUGUUAUAAGAAAACAAUUUCCAAUUUCUUUGAGUUACGGCAUCACCAUUCAUAAAAGCCAAGGAUUGAGCUUGCAAAACGCCAUUAUGGAUAUAGGUAAUUCUGUAUUUAGUUGUGGGCAAGUAUAUGUUGCUUUAUCUCGAGUAACAUCUCUCGAUGGUGUACAUUUAAUUAAUUAUGAUCCUUCAUCUGUAAUAGCUAGUGAAGAAGCUAUUAUUGAGUAUAAUCGAUUGAAAAAGACAUAUAAACCGCAAGCGGAAAUAAUUACUAUUUCGACGAAACGUCGUCAUAAAGUGAAAGACGUUCUGUGGACAUCGUCAAAAGUAAUUGCUUCCGUUCAAGAGCAAGAUGAAGGAGCUCAACGAAAUACUGCUUAUUGGAUCAUACGUGGUUUUCAAAAUACAGAUAACGUCUCAUGCUAUGCAAAUGCAGUGUUACAAUGCUUAUUGCAGUCAA